AUGCCGCCCAAACGCAAAGCUCCCGUACCGGCAAAUGCAGUGUCUGCGAAUAAUUACACCGACCCGUUCGGCGACCGCGCAAACAAGCGCUCCCGGAUCUCGAAGCCCCUACCAAACGCGCCCAAAAGCGAAGCCCCGCCCGAGCCACUGACGGCGCGGAACGCAGAGAACGGCGGGCCGGGGGAGAAGGUUGCAGUGGAAGCCACCAACGCAGAACGACGAGAAGGAGAGGGAACCAAAGAGGAGGAAGACAUUGUAUUCGACCACUCGCGCCCAGAAGAGCGCAGUGGAAUCGUAGACCGCCGGUACUAUCCCGCCGAGAUGAGCAACGAGCGAUGUGCGCAAUACAAUGCGAACGAGAUACCGCGGCCGAUAGAGCGACUGCAAGCUGCCAUCGAGACCACAGCGUCGAGUCGAGCUGCGCUCCGCGACGCAAAGGCUGAUGGCGCGGUGCUGCACUGGUUCAAGCACGAUCUGCGCGUGCGCGACAACACGGGCCUAAGCAAGGCAAGUGCACGGGCGAAAGAGACGGGGAAGGGUGUGAUAGGAGUGUGGAUUCUGAGUCCGCAGGAUUGGGAAGCCCAUUUGGUGUCCCCUGCGAAAUGCGAUUUCGAACUGCGCUCCGUGGCGGCGCUGCAACAGGAACUGGCGGAGCUGGACAUACCGUUGCACAUUGAGGUUGUGGAGAAGCGCAAGGAGGUGCCGACGCGGCUGGUGCAGAUGGCGAAGCAGUGGGGCGUGAAGAGCGUGUUUUGCAAUAUCGAAUACGAGCCCGAUGAGCUGCGGCGCGAGGAGAAACUGGUCAACUUGAUGCUGCAGGAGGGCGUUGAGUUUGCGCCGCAGCACGAUGAUUGCGCCGUCCCGCCCGGUACGCUGAAGACAGGCGGGGGCAAACAGUAUGCGGUGUACAGCCCGUGGUAUCGCAGCUGGGUCAGCUACCUACAUGCGCAUCCGCAUGUUCUCGAUGAGCGGCCGAUGCCAGCAAGAAACCUACCGGGCUUUCGAGAGCAGUACAAACACCUGUUCGAUGCGAAGGUUCCUGUAGCGCCGGAAAGCAAACGACUUACAGAUGAAGAUAGAGAACGCCUCCGCCACCUCUACCCCGCCGGGGAAGCAGCUGCUCUGGAACGGUUAGAGCGAUUCCUGAAAGAGAAGAUUGGGAUGUAUAAAGAUACUCGAAACUUCCCGAGCAAGAACAGCACCGCGAGGCUCAGCGUCCACCACGCAUCUGGCACCCUCGCAGCACGCACUAGCGUCCGCCUUGCGCGCGAAGUGAACACGACGCGGAAGCUCGACGGCGGGAUCCAAGGCAUCCAGAGCUGGAUAUCCGAGGUUGCGUGGCGCGACUUCUACCGCCACGUAUUGUGUCACUGGCCGUACGUCUGCAUGCACAAACCGUUCAAAUUCGAAUACACAAACAUCGCCUGGGAGUACUCCGACCCCCACCUGCAAGCCUGGAAGACCGGACAGACAGGCUACCCUCUAGUCGACGCAGCGAUGCGCUGCAUGAACACGACAGCCUACAUGCACAACCGGCUGCGCAUGGUAACAGCCUCCUUCCUUGCCAAACAUCUCCUCCUGGACUGGCGGCUAGGGGAGCAGCACUUUAUGCUCUCCUUCAUCGACGGCGACUUCAGCGCCAACAACGGCGGCUGGGGGUUUGCGAGCUCGACAGGGGUAGAUCCGCAGCCGUACUUCCGCGUCUUUAAUCCGUGGCUGCAGAGCGAGAAGUUCGAUGCCGAGGGCGAGUUCAUCAGGAUGUGGGUUCCUGAGCUCAAGGGUAUUGAGGGAAAGGAUAUUCAUAAUCCGUAUGCCAAGGCUGGGACCAAGGCGGCGUUGCUCGCGGAGCGGAAUGGGUACCCGAGGCCGAUUGUUGAGCACCGGUUUGCAAGGGAGAGGUGUUUGGAGAGGUUCAAGGCGGGGAUUGGGAGGGUGACGGCGUAG
Messenger RNA from Ascochyta rabiei, 1944 nucleotides. Its product is annotated as Deoxyribodipyrimidine photo-lyase. Gene Ontology annotation, biological process: circadian regulation of gene expression; entrainment of circadian clock by photoperiod. The record is from RefSeq and is a predicted model, not a curated record. Gene Ontology annotation, molecular function: DNA binding; FAD binding. The transcript has 2 exons. NCBI's taxonomy places the organism in Eukaryota, Fungi, Ascomycota, Dothideomycetes, Pleosporales, Didymellaceae. Bases 1 to 1944 code for a protein of 647 amino acids. Gene Ontology annotation, cellular component: nucleus; cytoplasm.